UAAAUAUGGAAUCAGGACAACAUGGGUAGAAUUGCAGAAACCUCGAAAGUUUGCUCCAAAGGUAUACCAUGAGUACAGCAAACCCUCAUCAACUUCAUGUAUACUUUCUGCCAAUGAUGGCCCCUGGCCACACUAUCCCAAUGAUAGACAUCGCCAGGCAAUUUGCUAGGAACGGGGCUAAAGCCACCAUUAUUUCAACACCCCUCAAUGCAUCCCACUUCUCUCAAACAAUUGAAAGAGACAGAAAAAUUGGCCUGGAAAUCAGUAUUUCCCUCAUCGAAUUCCCCUGCCAGGAAGCAGGGCUGCCGGAGGGCUGUGAAAAUCUGUCCUCCAUCACCACCCCGGAAAUGGUCCGGAAUUUUUGCAGGGCCAUGGAUUUGCUCCAAGAACCUGUUGAGAAGCUUUUGCGAGAAAACCAUCCGGAUGCGAUUGUUGCAGGGCUUUUCUUCUGGUGGGCUAACGAUCUAGCCCAGAAGUUUAACAUUCCACGGCUGCAGUUUUACGGGACUGGCUUCUUCCCCAUGUGCCUUUACCACACCCUGAAAGAACACAAACCACACGAAAACGUUGAAUCGGAGUGUGAAGAAUUCGUCAUGCCUGGCUUACCAGACGAGGUAAAAUUAACGAGACGACAGCUCUCGGAGGAGACGAAGGACGAAGAUAAGAGCCCAUUUGCUGAGAUAUUGAGAAAGAUUGCGGCAUCACAAUCAACAAGCUUAGGGAUUAUCGUAAACAGCUUUUACGAGCUAGAGCCUGCUUAUGCCAGACACUACAGGGAGGUCAUCGGGAGAAAAGCGUGGCACGUCGGUCCUGUUUCACUUUUCAAUAAGAGCAAUGUGGAUAAAACUCAUAGAGGCCUGGAACACCUCUCAAGUGAUGAUAACUGCUUGAGCUGGCUUAACUCCAAGAAACCAAACUCUGUUGUGUAUGUAUGCUUUGGUAGCAUGGCGACCUUUUCGGCUGCUCAGCUGCUUGAGAUUGCAAAGGGGCUUGAAUCUUCAGGCCAAGAAUUCGUAUGGGUGGUCAGAGAAAAGGCGAAGGACAAAGGAAAAGUCAACUGGCUCCCGGAUGGAUUUGAGAGCAGAAUUCAGGGCCGAGGCUUGAUUAUCAACGGGUGGGCACCCCAAGUACUGAUUCUUGAACAUGAAGCUGUCGGCGGUUUUGUUACACACUGCGGAUGGAACUCGAUUCUUGAAGGAGUGACAGCAGGCGUGCCGAUGGUCACAUGGCCGCUCUCGGCUGAGCAGUUUUUAAAUGAGAAGCUGGUGACAGAGAUCCUGAAGACGGGAACUCCGGUGGGCGCUCAGGAGUGGACGAGAAGAACAGAUGAUCAGAAAGAGACAAUAACGGGAGAUGACAUAGAGAAAGCGGUGGUGAAACUGAUGGUUGGAGAAGAAGGUGAAAGAAUGAGAAUCCGGGCGAGAGAAUUAGGAGACAUGGCGAAAAGGGCUGUUGAGAAAGGGGGAUCAUCGGACGCUGAUUUGAAGUCUUUAAUGGAAGAAAUCAGGAAUUAUCAUCCUUGAGGCAAACAUGUUGAAUUUAGCUCAAGUUCCACCAUCCUCUUCACUGACUGCAACCUCAUCUUCUAGCUCUGUUUCUACUGCUCUGUUUCUGCAAUAAG
This is a messenger RNA of Sesamum indicum (sesame), 1621 nucleotides long. Its product is annotated as scopoletin glucosyltransferase-like. Gene Ontology annotation, molecular function: UDP-glucosyltransferase activity. The record is from RefSeq and is a predicted model, not a curated record. NCBI's taxonomy places the organism in Eukaryota, Viridiplantae, Streptophyta, Magnoliopsida, Lamiales, Pedaliaceae.